This is a messenger RNA of Camelus dromedarius (Arabian camel), 2253 nucleotides long. RefSeq names its product peptidase M20 domain containing 1 (gene PM20D1). Bases 128 to 1579 code for a protein of 483 amino acids. The transcript is spliced from 13 exons. NCBI's taxonomy places the organism in Eukaryota, Metazoa, Chordata, Mammalia, Artiodactyla, Camelidae. Gene Ontology annotation, molecular function: hydrolase activity, acting on carbon-nitrogen (but not peptide) bonds, in linear amides. Gene Ontology annotation, biological process: amino acid metabolic process. The record is from RefSeq and is a predicted model, not a curated record.
UCUGGGGGUGGGGUGGGGCUAAGGAAGUUGAAAGAAUUCUAUCUGUGACAGGGAGAGGAAUGCGGGCUGGGUGGGCGUUUAGGUCCAAACUCCAGCCGCCGACUGGCAGCGUGGACUUGAGAGGAGCAUGCCUCGGCCGUACAUUUGCCUGCUAGCGGCUGUGCUGCUGCUAGGUAUUGCCGCCGUCUCCAGGUCGAAGGGCCUGCUGGGCAAGGAGCAUGAGAGGACGCCGCGAAUCACUUCUCAUUUCAGCCAAAAGGAGCGCGUCACGAUGAAGGAGGCGCUGAAAGGUGCCAUCCAGAUUCCAACAGUGUCCUUCAGCUCCAAGGAGCUCAACACGACAGCCCUGACUGAAUUUGGAAGAUACAUUCGUAAAGUCUUUCCUACUGUGUUCCAGACCAGCUUUAUCCAGCAUGAAGUUGUGGGAGAGUACAGCCACCUGUUCAUGGUCCAAGGCUCAGACCCCAGCUUGCAGCCCUACAUGCUCCUCGCUCACAUAGACGUGGUACCUGCCCCUGACGAAGGCUGGGACGUGCCCCCAUUCUCCGGGUUGGAGCGUGAUGGCUUCAUCUAUGGUCGAGGCACACUGGACAACAAAAACUCUCUUAUGGCAAUCAUGCAGGCGUUGGAGCUUCUGCUGAUCAGAAACUACAUACCCCGAAGACCUUUCUUCAUUGCUCUGGGCCAUGAUGAAGAGGUGUCAGGGGUAAACGGGGCUCAGAAGAUCUCAGCCCUGCUGCAGGCAAGGGGCAUCCAGCUGGCCUUCAUCGUGGAUGAGGGGAGCUUCAUCUUGGACGGUUUCAUUCCCAAUCUCAAGAAGCCCUUUGCCAUGAUUUCCGUCUCUGAGAAGGGUGCGAUGAACCUCAUGCUGCAAGUGAACAUGACUCCAGGCCACUCUUCAGCUCCUCCCAAGGAGACAAGCAUUGGCAUCCUCUCCGCCGCUGUCAGCCGACUGGAGCAGACACCGAUGCCCAACAUGUUUGGAGACGGGCCGAUGAAGAUGGCUUUGCAGCAACUGGCAAAUGAGUUUCCCUUCCCCGCCAAUAUAAUUUUGAGCAACCUGUGGCUAUUUCGGCCCCUUGUAAGCAGGUGGAUGGAGAGAAAUGACAUAACCAAUGCACUGGUUAGGACCACCACGGCACUCACCAUGUUCAACGCGGGGGUCAAGGUGAAUGUCAUCCCCCCGGUGGCCCAGGCCAUAGUCAACUUACGAAUCGACCCCGCACAGACAGUCCAGGAGGUCCUAAAACUAGCCAAGGACAUUGUGGCUGAUGACCGGGUCCAGUUCCAGGUGUUGGAUGCCUUUGACCCCCUGCCGGUCAGCCCCUCUGACUAUCAGGCCUUGGGCUACCAGCUGCUCCGCCAGACCAUACACUCUGUCUUCCCGGAAAUCAACAUUGUUGUCCCAGGUAUUUGCAUCGGCAACACAGACAGCAGACACUAUACGAACCUCACCACUGGCAUCUACCGGUUCAACCCCAUCUACCUGCAGCCUCAGGGCUUCCGCAGGUGUGUGAGUGCAACAGCAUCCAUGGAAUCAACGAAAAGAUCUCAGUCCAAGCCUAUGAGACGCAGGUGAAAUUCAUCUUUGAGCUGAUCCAGAAUGCUGACGCAGACCGGAUGCCAGCUCCUCACCUGCACGAACUAUGAGGUCGGGGAGCCGGCUGGGUCAGGGAUGCCUGAGGCUGGGGCCAGGACUAACCCAAGGCGGAAAGCCAGUGUUGAUGAAACCUUGGGUCAUUAUAAUAACCUCGCCCACCUGCCUUGCUCACUCCUCAGACUCACCCAAGAGCAAGGCCAGGGGGAAGGGAGGGCCAGCAGGAAUCUGGUUUCUCCUUUCCACCCGAGGACUACAGCCAUCCACUGACUGGCAUUUACUGCCCUCUUGGCCCGAUCUUAGAAGGUACCUGGCUUGUCUGUCUUACACUGGUGAUUUAACUGCCCCUUGUUAAGGCCUGACUUAAAUGCAGAUUUUUAAAAUAUCAACCAGGUUUUACCUUUUACAAGUGUUUAAUUUAGGACAUACUUGUUAGGCUGUCUUCAUCAAUUAUAUAUUUCUUCUUACUGUAACUUCCUUUCCCUUUUUUGCCCCCACUCUCCUUGGGUUAUUUAGCUGACUUUUCAUCUCUCCUCUCCUGCCCCUACAUCCUUCCCCCUACCCUCUAAUUUGUUCUACCCCUGGAGCAGGACUUAGUCAAACUCUGCUACCAUAAUUACCCAAACAGUUGGUCAAAUAAAAUGAUCUAUGCAACA